Messenger RNA from Xylaria bambusicola, 273 nucleotides. RefSeq lists its product as uncharacterized. The coding region runs from base 8 to 169 and encodes 53 amino acids. The record is from RefSeq and is a predicted model, not a curated record. Lineage: Eukaryota; Fungi; Ascomycota; Sordariomycetes; Xylariales; Xylariaceae. The transcript has a single exon.
CUUCGCCAUGGACAUUAGCCUCAAGAACCUGAAUGUGACAACUUGGUUUGGGGUUACGUUUGGACUGUUUGGCGUCGCGUUCUUUCUUCUGGUUGUGAAUAUCCCAGGCUGGGUCAAGCUGGUGAGGAAUAGUGUACAGGGUACGAGAACGGAAGCACGAUACAUCUAAGAAUGGUGAUCAACAUGACUAACACAGGGUUUUGGCGGAACUUUGGUUCUUCAUGUAGGACCUUCGUUAACUUACGCCUAAUAUGGCAUAAUAUACUUAGUUAC